AAAUCAACCAGAAAAUUCAUGGCAGAAUCACAGUAGAAGAUUUUCAGAGACGAAGAUUCUCGGAAAGCUACUCCAUCCAUUGCGUUUGAACCCUUCUUAUAAAGAAAUUGAACAUUGGACGAACACCAACAAAAACCCUCAUCGAGUCCUCGUUCAAAGAAUCAACCCCCAACGGAUGACGAUCGCCCGGAUGUAGAACCCUUUCUGAAAAAAUGUGACGACGAAUUUAUUCUCUUUCUCCAAUCCCAUUCAACCCUUUUUCGAAAGGUCAGAAAUCGGGUAAAGGAGUGGUUCAGACUUCAGACCUUUUCUACUUUUUUUUUUUAACCUACAUUCCUCUCUGUCCUCUAUAAAUUCUCUGGGAAACUUUCAUUUUCAGUGCGUUUCAUCUCCCUUUCUAAAGCUUGAUUUGCCUACCCAUUUCCUAUUUGGCCAUGGCGAUAGCUUAUCCGCGUUUCGUCUGCUCCGAUAAUUCUACCAUUGAAGAAGCUAUCAAGCCUUCCUCCUCAUCGUCUUCGUCGAUUCCUUCUCCUCCUCCACCUCCUGUGUUUUUGACUCAAGACGAGUUGAAACAAAUUGCUGCCUAUAAAGCCGUUGAGUUUGUCGAGUCAGGGAUGGUUUUGGGGCUCGGAACUGGCUCGACGGCAAAGUAUGCGGUGGAGAGAAUAGGGGAGCUAUUGCAUCAGGGGAAGCUCAAGAACAUUAUCGGAAUACCCACUUCGAAGAUGACUCAGGAACAGGCGUUGUCGUUGGGAAUUCCUCUUUCGGAUCUUAAUCAGCACCCGGUGGUUGAUCUUGCGAUCGAUGGUGCCGAUGAGGUUGAUCCUUAUCUCAAUCUCGUUAAGGGUCGAGGUGGGUCUCUUCUCAGGGAGAAAAUGAUCGAAGUUGCGUGCAGGAAGUUUGUAGUUAUUGUCGAUGAGUCGAAGCUUGUUCCUUAUUUAGGUGGUAGUCGCCUCGCCAUGCCGGUGGAGAUUAUCCCGUUUUGCUGGAAGUUUACGGCCGAGCGGUUGCAGAGGUUGUUUGAAGACUCUGGUUGUGUUGCAAAGCUCAGAACUUGCAAGGAUAAUGAUGAGCCGUUCGUGACGGAUAAUGUCAAUUAUAUUGUGGACUUGUAUUUUGAGAAGGAUAUUGGGGAUCUAAAUGUUGCUAGUGAUUCUAUUUUGCGACUUGCAGGCGUCGUUGAGCAUGGGAUGUUUCUCAACAUGGCCACCACUGUCAUUGUUGCUGGUGAGCUUGGAGUCACAGUGAAGAACAAAUAGGCUUGGAAGAUGAUUAAUCUCACUGUAGUUUUACUGAUAAGGCUUUAGAUAGUGUCUAACUUAUAUAUUGUUGGCCAAUUAAUCAUUUUUGCUUGCUGUUGGUCCUGAAAAAUUGUCAUAGCCAACAGUACUGUUCUAUAGGAGGAUGUUCUUCCCCCGUUAUCGAUUUAAAUAAUUACUGGGGCUAUUGUCUUGGGAAGUUUGACCUGGUGUCGAGGUGUCGAGUCUUGACACCUCAUUACUUAUUGGUUUUGUGCCACCUCAAAUUUAUGCAUACAAUAUCGUUGAAUUGAAUGUCCUGUAUUCCUCUGAUAACAGAUGAAAUACAAUGAGAUUUUUUUUAUUA
This is a messenger RNA of Macadamia integrifolia, 1605 nucleotides long. RefSeq names its product probable ribose-5-phosphate isomerase 2. The record is from RefSeq and is a predicted model, not a curated record. The transcript has a single exon. The coding region runs from base 435 to 1259 and encodes 274 amino acids. NCBI's taxonomy places the organism in Eukaryota, Viridiplantae, Streptophyta, Magnoliopsida, Proteales, Proteaceae. Gene Ontology annotation, biological process: pentose-phosphate shunt, non-oxidative branch. Gene Ontology annotation, molecular function: ribose-5-phosphate isomerase activity.